AAGGGAGGAAAGUUCUGCGCUGAAGGGAGAGCCGAACGGCACACGCUCUUACGGGGGUGGCAGCAGCGAAGCGGGGCCGCAGAGGAGCGAGUGGCGGCGGAGGGAGCUCCGGAGAGCACCACCUCGCUGCCCUCCGUGUCUCGCGGGGGUCUCGGAAAGGUCCCCGGUGCCCGAGGACUUGUGCACGCAGCCAUGGGCGGUGUCGGGGAGCCCAGCGGGGAGCCGGGGCCGCGCGAAGGGCCCGCGCGGCUUGGGGAGCCGCUGCCCACCUUUUACUGGGAGCAGAUCCGCCUGCACAACCAGCCGGGCGACCGGUGGCUGGUCAUCGAGAGCCGCGUCUACGACAUCAGCCGCUGGGCACUGCGGCACCCGGGGGGCAGUCUCCCCCUCGGCCACUUCGGCGCUGAGGACGCCACGGAUGCUUUCCAUGCCUUCCACCGGGACCUCAGUUUUGUACGCAAGUUCCUGCAGCCCCUGCUGAUCGGACAGCUGGCCCCAGAGGAGCCCCGCCGGGACGAAUCCCAGAAUGUCCAGCUGGUCCAGGACUUCCGAGCCCUGCAUCAGGCAGCCAAGGACAUGAAGCUGUUCGAGCCCAACCAUACCUUCUACAUCUUGGUGUGGGGCCAAAUCCUGGGCAUGGAGGUGCUCGCCUGGCUCAUCAUCUACCUCUUUGGCUCCGGUUGGGUGCCCAGCACCGUUGCCACCCUCUUCUUGGCUAUCUCCCAGAUGCACAGCUGGUUUAUGGAGCACGACCUGGGCCACUCCUCUGUUUUCAAGAAGUCCGAGUGGAACAGCCUGGCCCAGCAAUUUGUGAUGGGACAUCUGAAGGGCUUCUCUUCCCACUGGUGGAACUUCCGCCACUUCCAGCACCACGCCAAGCCCAACGUCUUCUGCAAGGACCCAGAUGUGGCUGCAGCACCCAUCUUCCUCUUGGGGGAGAUCUCUGUUGAGUACGGCAGGAAGAAACGAAGAUACCUACCCUACAACCACCAGCACCUGUACUUCUUCCUGAUUGGCGCGCCGCUGCUCACCCUGGUCAACUUCGAGGUGGAUAAUCUGAUCCACAUGUUGGUGUGGAGGCAGUGGAGGGACUUGUUCUGGGCCGCCAGCUUCUACUCGCGCUUCUUCUUGUCCUACCUCCCCUUCUACAGCUUUUCUGGGGUGCUGCUCCUCUAUGUGGCUGUCAGGGUCCUGGAGAGCCACUGGUUCGUGUGGGUCACACAGAUGAGCCACAUCCCCAAGGACAUGGGCUAUGAGAAGCACCGGGACUGGUUCAGCUCUCAGCUGGCAACCACCUGCAAUGUGGAGUCCUCACUCAUCUUGGACUGGUUCACCGGGCACCUCAACUUCCAGAUCGAGCACCAUCUCUUCCCCACAAUGCCCCGGCACAACUACCACAGGGUUGCACCGCUGGUCCAGGCGCUGUGUGCCAAGCACGGGCUUGUCUACGACGUGAAGCCCUUAUUCACCGCCCUAGGGGACAUCGUUAGGACCCUGAAGAAGUCUGGCAACAGCUGGCUGGAAACCUACCUCCAACAGUGAAGGCAGUGCCUAGGGCUGCCACAGACAGACCUGACAGCCCCCCACCCCCGGCCUGGGGGGCCCUGCCGACCCCUGGUCCUGCCAUCUUCUCCUCGGCCCUCUUGUCUGUCUGCUCGGUAGCCCCAAGGCCACAGUUGUCGGCCCAACAGGACAGGGGCUCGGGUGAUGGUACACAAAGCCACACAAUGAGCAUGGCAUGUUUUCUGGAAGCAAAAACUUAGGGAAAACUGUUAUUUUUCUAUAAAAACAAACCCAGAUAUAUUAUGGAAUAAAGUAUUGAACUUGCAUGAA
This is a messenger RNA of Artibeus jamaicensis (Jamaican fruit-eating bat), 1833 nucleotides long. RefSeq names its product fatty acid desaturase 3 (gene FADS3). The transcript has 12 exons. The record is from RefSeq and is a predicted model, not a curated record. Lineage: Eukaryota; Metazoa; Chordata; Mammalia; Chiroptera; Phyllostomidae. Gene Ontology annotation, biological process: lipid metabolic process. Gene Ontology annotation, cellular component: membrane. Gene Ontology annotation, molecular function: oxidoreductase activity, acting on paired donors, with oxidation of a pair of donors resulting in the reduction of molecular oxygen to two molecules of water. Bases 193 to 1542 code for a protein of 449 amino acids.